Messenger RNA from Elaeis guineensis (African oil palm), 1366 nucleotides. The record is from RefSeq and is a predicted model, not a curated record. NCBI's taxonomy places the organism in Eukaryota, Viridiplantae, Streptophyta, Magnoliopsida, Arecales, Arecaceae.
UGGGUUGGUCCACCGCUGAGCCGGUGAACCUGGUCCAACCAUUAACUUCCCCGUGUGAGAGGGAGGCGGAGGAGAGUGUCCGGGAGAUGGAGAGAGGAUGCGGUACGAUACCCAGCUGCUCAACGCCUCUUCUCCGUUCCAGGCGCAACAGUACCAAUUCCCUCCUCCCCAGAAGUAGCGGCAGAAGAACCCAAAACCCCCGCCGAUUCGUCGACGUCAGGGCCCAAGACCGCAACUCUCAAGAGCAGCAGCUCAACCUCUCCGUUCUUCGCUUCACUCUCGGGAUACCGGGUUUGGACGAGUCCUACCUGCCCAGAUACAUUGGACUGGGCUUUGGCUCCCUCAUCCUUCUCAACCACUUCUUCUCCUCCUCCUCCUCAGUUGUCACUCCGGCUCAGCUCAGAUCCGAGGCUCUGGGUAUUUGCUUGGCUGCCUUCUCCACCGCUCUCCCAUAUCUCGGGAGGUUUCUAAAGGGUGCAACACCAGUGGAUCGCUCAUCACUACCAGAAGGAACUAAGCAAAUAUUUGUCAUGUCUGAAAAUGCCUCAGUUUCUCAGAAGGAAGAUUUGGCUUGGGCAUCAUAUGUUCUUCUGCGCAAUACGAACACAAUGUCACUUAUAGCAGUUGGGGAUGUUUUAUGCGUACGUGGCUGCUGGAACAUGACUGAAGAUGUUUCAAAAGCUCACAUAGUUGAAUGGUUCAAAAGUCAGAUUCAGCAAACUGGGUUUCAUGACCUGGAAGACACAUUAUACUUCCCUCAAAAGCCAGAUUCAGAUUCUCAGCUUGGGAGGAUCCUACCAAAGGGGACUCUUUCUCUCCUAGUACAACCAGUGCUCAGCACUUCCACUCCAACCAUUAAUGAUACAAAAAAGAGUGAAGGGUUUGUCUUGUUGGCGUCUAGUGCAGAUUAUGCAUAUGGUGACAAAGAUAGAGCUUGGAUUAGGGCAAUUGCAAAUAAAUUUCAAGGUGUCAAUGCAUCUAGAAAUUUCCAAGGCAUUGAAACUUCUCAGGCCAUGAACAGGCAGAAAUUCCUUGAUCUUCCCUCAGAUUUGAAAGCAAAAUCAGUUGCUACAAGAAUUUCUCCAAGCCAUAGAUCAGGUUCUGCAUAGAAAGUUUCCAGUUAGAGGUUUGAAAUGCCUACUCUCAUGCAAAUUAAGCAGAACUUGAAAUGCCAGUUACCUUCAGGCGCACCACCUUUCGAAUGGCCAAGAUUAGGCCUGGCAUAAGGCACUGAACAUUUGUUAUAUCAUGUCGCAGGGAGUAAACCUGGGAGUAUUAUUUGCCUUAGAUUGCUUUAGUGUAUCAAGAGGUAAAUAUUCUAUAAGUAAUAGAAAUAUACCUCUCCUGGACCUGAGAAGUGGACUGU